This is a messenger RNA of Dichotomopilus funicola, 918 nucleotides long. RefSeq names its product ureidoglycolate hydrolase. Bases 1 to 918 code for a protein of 305 amino acids. Gene Ontology annotation, molecular function: ureidoglycolate hydrolase activity; ureidoglycolate lyase activity. The record is from RefSeq and is a predicted model, not a curated record. The transcript has a single exon. Gene Ontology annotation, biological process: allantoin catabolic process. NCBI's taxonomy places the organism in Eukaryota, Fungi, Ascomycota, Sordariomycetes, Sordariales, Chaetomiaceae.
AUGGCGGAAAAUCACAAAUUAAUUAUCCCGAGCCCGGGGGCCGUCAUCGAGGCCACCGCGCUCACACCCGAGGCCUUUGCCCCGUUUGGGGACGUGGUGGAGAAUCCGAGACCAGAUGUUCACCCUUCCCGCGCAGAGAACGAGAAAUCUGUCCUCCCCUUCAACGCCGUCGUCGCCAAUCAAGGCUCGGCCGUCAAAUACCAACAUGUAUCGCGCCAAGUAAACCUCUACGGCCAGGCUCCGAGUGGCCGUCCGGCGUCGGCCAUCAUGAGCAUGUUUGUGUGUGCAGCCCGGGUCCGUCUGCCGGACCCACUUCGGACGGCAUCGCCAACAUCACGGACGACAACCACAACCACAACCACAAAACCAUCACCACCAACAUCAUCUUCAUCAUCCCUCCCCUCAAAGUUCCCCAUCACCGUCCUCGAACGUCACCCCUACACAACCCAAACCUUCAUCCCCCUCAGCCGCAGCCCUAGCACCCGCUACCUCGUCAUCGUAGCACCUACUCUACCCUCCAACCCAACACCACCAUACUCCUCCUCCUCAGCACCAAAAUCUGGCACGACAUCCCAUCUCCCCGUCCCAAGCCACCUGCCCACUUCCCUUCCCGAAGCAGCAAACUACCCGCGUCCUCUCCCGGGCAGUGGCCCCCCGGACCUGCAGCAGAUCCGCGCAUUCAUCGCGACAGGCGCACAGGCCGUGACGUAUGGUGCUGGGACGUGGCAUGCGCCUAUGGUGGCGCUGGGAGAAGGGGAGGAAGCGGUGGAUUUUGUGGUGGUGCAGUUUGCGAAUGGGGUUGGGGAGGAGGAUUGUCAGGAGGUGUUUUUUGAGGCGGGGGAGGGUGAUGGGGAGAUUGUGGUCUCCGUCUCGUUGGGAGUGGAGGAGAGCGGGAGGGUGGAAAAGGCGAAGCUGUGA